AUGGCUAACUAUCCGUACACUUAUCCUGCUCAGUUCUCUCCAAUGUUACCUCCAACUGCGGAGUAUGCCAAACAGGGUGACGGUUAUAGGGAGUAUUACGAAAUGGGACAAUUGAAAGAGGAUCGGGAUCUUAAGAGGACUGGACGACACCAUCGAACAGCCAAUGCUCGCUCUCGGUCUGCGAGCAGGACCGGCUCGAGUUCUCGUUCUCGAACGCACUCGCGGUCUAGAUCGCGGUCGCGGUCUCGGAGUCGCACGCCCAGUUGUACCACCGCUCGCCAGCAUGACCUCAGUUUGAAAGAGCCCGGGAUUCUGGACGCCUUUAGAGUUUUAUACCUCACACCCAGUAAACACAAGAAAAGUGCAACCAAGUUCCUGGCAACGAAGAAACGACAGGACCAGAUACAAGAGAUCCUUAAGAAGGAUAGAUUUGGUUCGAAGAGAUGGUUCUUCUAUCCUCGGCAGCAGACACAGAGCGAGACUAUGGCGUCACUGCCACAGCGAGAAAACUCCGAUCAACGGUUCAAAGUCGACGCAAACUUCUUUAGGAAAUACAAAAGAAGUAGGAAAGUGGAUCUCGAUGCUCCGAUCAUGAAACUGAAGAGAUGGGAACUUGUCUUUUAUAAGAAGCUUGGAUUUAUACAAGCCGUUUAA
This is a messenger RNA of Papilio machaon (common yellow swallowtail), 654 nucleotides long. Its product is annotated as serine/arginine-rich splicing factor 4. The record is from RefSeq and is a predicted model, not a curated record. The transcript has 3 exons. NCBI's taxonomy places the organism in Eukaryota, Metazoa, Arthropoda, Insecta, Lepidoptera, Papilionidae. Bases 1 to 654 code for a protein of 217 amino acids.